AUGGCGGCUGUAAGACAGCCUCAGACUGCGGCCGCUCUGUCACCGGCGGAGAUGGAGUUGAAAUCAAUGUGGCAGGAAGCCGAACUCGAGUUCGGCCAGUUGACCAGGCGCAGUUUAAGAACAGACCGAGAGAAGCGCCUGGAUGAUGUUCUCGCAGAACUCGACAAAAAAUAUCGAGCUCCAGAGGAUACUGGUAAAAAGGCGAAGUUUCGGGCCACUGUCGCACAGGUACUCAGCUGCAUCCAACUGCUGGGCGGUUUGGCCGCAGAAGGUGCAUCGAUCGUGUUCGGACCCGCCACUCUAUGCUUCAAUGCCAUAUCGUUCUUGAUUGACGUCCCGGGAAAGAUCGCCAGUGUCUACGAGGGUGUCGGUAGCCUGUUCGAGGAAAUCUCACAUUUUCUUGUCCUAUUCAAGAUCUAUGGGCAUUACACCACGCUGGACCCCGAACUUAGAGAUGGCAUUCACAAGCUUAUGAUGUCUAUGAUCCGGAUCUGCGGAUUGUCGAUCAAAAUCAUCGAGGGUGGGCUCCUUCAUCACAUAAAGAUCGGAGCGAAAGUCACCUUUUUGAAUGAUGACAGUGGUGUCAGGGCUGAGCUCGACAAGUUCAAAGCUCUGAUUGGCAAGCAAAGUAACGUCACAGAGGCCGUCACCCUGCAACACGUCCUCAGCAGCGAAGGCAAGCUGGUGGAGGUCCUCAACACUCAGUAUGAGAAUGCCGAGAAGCUCAGCAAUCUGGAAGGGAAUAUGAACAUCGUCGUUGCGGAUGUGACCGACCGCAGGAUGCAAGUCAUCCUCUCGGAGCGGGUGGAGCAGAUGGCGACGAUGUUGUCUAUGACCAGGGACUCUGCCGAAGAAGCGAGGAAAUUGACGCUAAACAUGAUAGAUAAUCUUCUUCCAGGGAGUGGACAGUGGUUGCUGGACGAUGAGGACUACAAAGAGUGGAAGAGCCCUCUUAAAGACACGAUCCCUCUGCUUCUUCUGUCGGGAGAUCCAAAGACUGGCAAAUCUUCCCUGUUGGCAAGUAUCGAGAAAGACCUGCGCAUAACUACCACUACCCCGGAUGUUGCCAUUGCGUAUCAUACAUUCACCGGACGAGAUGCGAAAGGCUCGAAAGACAAAAACAAGGACGAGUUAGUGUUCGCACUCAAGUCAAUGGCCCUCCAAUUGGCUGGCCAGUAUAGACCUUAUGCCAAAGAGAUGGCCGCUCUCAAAGAAGGGUUCAAGCCGCCUGAGGUCGGCAAAGAGAAAGAUCCCAUCGAGAAGCUAUGGUGGGACAAGCUGCAUUUUUCGAGAUAUUCCCAAACAAAGGACGAGGCCAAUUUCGUUCUGGUCUUCGAUGGACUUGACGAGUUGUCAGAGACGAACCGCGCAAGAUUUCUCAAACUCAUCAAGACCAUCCGGGACGAAGCUCGCACUCCGACCAAGACAGUUCGACAACAUAUGCGCAUCAUCGCGGCGGGCGACGCGAAAGUGUUUGAGAACAGAUUUGAAACCAUAGAGAUUUCCGCACGCAAUUCGUCCGACAUCAGCUUGUACAUUGAGGAAGAACUGAAAACCACUGAAGCUCUACAGGGACAACAUGCGGAAAUGCUCGCGCUACUCCAAGAGGUCCGUGAAAGUCUGCCGGCUGUCGCACAGGGGUCUUUCUCUGUUGUCCAACAAAAGCUGGAAAGGAUCAAGGAGGCCGUCGACUCCGACGCGUAUCUGGAUGAUGUUCGGACUAUCUUGUGGGAGGACCCUGCUGAAGAUUCAGGAAAAUUGGCCAAGAAGGUCCUUGGCGACCUCAACGCCAGUCUCAACGCCCACGAGAUUGCCGAGUUGAGCGUGCUGCUGCAUUGGUGCGUCUUCGGAUUCGAAUUUCUCACAACGGAUGAACUGAGAGCCACCGUCUUCUUGAAUACGGGAAAGUCUUCGUUGCAACCAUUCGAGAGAAAGCUCAGAAAGAAAUACACGAAAGUGCUCAAGAUUGAAGGGGACCAAGUGUUGGUGGAGCCGGAGAUUGCACGACUAUUCACUCUUCAGGGGAGCUCCAGGUGGGACAAUGAGACCUCCUCGAGCCUCGACAACGCCAGAAUCACCAUGACUGUAUCUAUCAAUCAAGCGGACGUGCGCACAGUGCAACAAUUCUUCUGGGAUCUGACUGAGCGUGUCGGCAUUGGCAAGUUCGAUUUCCUCACCAUGUCCAACAACGAUAGCAAGGGCACCGUCCGCACCGAUAGGGCUCAGGCGCACUACCAUAUUACAGAGCAAUUGCUGAGACUUUUAAACGACGAGCCCCACGAGAAGACGCAAUGCCUUGUUCCGUAUGCGAUGCGAGAACUUCCCUCGCACCUCAAGGAGGUCUACGACUCGUUGGGCACAGUUGAGCUGGAGGCUACCCAGCGAAGGAACAUAGCCAAAAGCCUUGUAGACCUCCUGGCCGAUGUGGAGGGUAUAGAGAGGUUCUGGAGCGCCGAGAAUGUAGUAUCCUGGGACUGGUUAGAGCCCAAAAACGCAGCCGUCGUCGAAAAUUGGCUGACCGACUCAAAUACGGUUACUGCACUCCAACCGCGAGAGCGACGAUGGGUAAGGAAUCACACAGCAUCCACUGAGGGCAAGGGAGGUGUUUUCAAGCCCAUCACUUUAAUGGUGGCAAGACGUUGGCUCCGCGAUCGUACUUGGUGGGCGAGUUCAGCAUUUAUGUGGAUCCAUAAAUACUUGCUACUGGUAGGCUCCAUCCCUCACACAAGGGAUGUUGACAUACUAACCAGCCGGCAGCAAAACUCAAAUGAGGUGCAGGAAGCCGAUGCGGUGUACGUCAAGGCUACGAUAGAGCCUCAAGAGACCGUGGAAGGUACAUCUGGACCAGAAAGUAUUGCUGCGCCAGAACGAUCGCUCGAGGAGGACGUCUUUGAUGCUGCAGCAUGGGUGCAGCAGGCCCUGUCGCUCAACGAUGCGAACCUGGACGCAUUAUGGUACGAGCGUAUUGCGGAGACUUUUGCCCAAAACUAUGAACCUGCGGCCGCAAAGCAACAAUGUGAAAAAGCGAAAGAUCUAGGUGGUGGGUGGUCGGUCGAUGAGAUAUGGGCAGUGGCUGUGGAGAAUAUGAGUCAAGAUGAGGGUGACCUCGUGAGGAAGGAAGAGUUAAGAACAUUGGCAUGUUCCAGGCUUGAGACGGUCGUCGAACACCUGAGGUCGUCUUUUCAAACACCCGAGGCGGAAGAUGAUGCGCGACAGAGCCUUGUACGAAACCUAGUGAGACUGGCAGAUUGGCAGGCAGAACUGAAAUGCCUCGAUCGCGCAUUCACACUGUACGAGGAAGCGCUCGCCAUGGACCAGGGGAACCAUUUCACCCGUGGCGUACUCCUCAAAGCCAUCUAUGCGGAGCAAAGAGAAGAAGAAGCCAGGAACAUGCUAGCUCGGAUGGUCAACCAAAAGGAAUCGUCGUCAAAUCUGGACCUCUUCGCGGCCUUUCUCUUGUAUCUUGCUGUGAACCAGAACACAUCCUUCUCACUGGACCCGCUUACCAUCAUCAUAUUCCUGGGUCAGCCGGAUAAAGCUUUCAACAGUCACGUCCUCAAAGCCAUCGAAACGGCGAUUGCCGACAUUAGGGGGAGCAAUGCGAUCACUGAAGGUGUGCUCCUUCUAUAUCAGGGCGUAUGUCUGGCCCGGGGUACCUCAGAGGAGUCACACAUUCAACAAGCCAUCCGAUGCUGGGACGACUGCCAAUCUCUAUACAUCCCAUCAAGCUACGACUUGGAAACGACCCGUGAAAUGGCCGCACGCUUUGUAGCGCAGCAUUUCUUCCACCAAGCCAGGAAUCCAGAGAUCUCGCCGGAAGAACGAGAGCAGAACUUCCGACAACUUCUCAGAGUCAACCGCCCCGCCUCGCUAUGGCCUAGUAGCUUUCAACCCACCUCCUAUCUGGCAUCUUACUACGUUCUACAGGGUCAAGUAGAAGAGGCACGGAAGCUAUUCAGGGAGGAUAUGAUUGCGGCGCUUGUCAUCUUGUCCGACCAUGAUCCGGACAACGAUGUCUUCGGGUAUAAGACUAUGGCCAACAUCCUGAUGCAUACGGGCGACGACCUCAACGCGCUGAGUGCAUGGUCAUUGCUCGGACCUGAUGACGUUUUCAAGAUCCCCGACCAGGAAGCGGACGCCAACAGAGGCUCCGAUAGCACUAAGCCGCAGGAGCUUGAGGGCUUUGGUGACGCCGAGGGGGUAGAAGUUGAGGCCUCAUGCAUCGACGAAGACGCUGUCAUCAAGGAUGCUGGUGACCGUAAUGGUCCAAUCUCGUAUAGUUGCGACGGCUUCUGCGAACACAACUGGUGGUACGCCAACGAUCUCUAUGUGUGUCGAUACUGCCCGGACACGCAAUUUACCGAGGACUGUGUGCAGAAGCUGAAGGCUAACAAGUUGGAACGAUACAUAUGUGAUCCUGGACACAGCUGGCUUCACGUGCCGAAAUGGUCUGAUCAAGAUGCUCUAGAAGUUGGGCAGGGUAAAGUUCGUGCGCAUGGGCAACUUGUGGAUGGAAAGAGAGUUGGUGGAGACAUCGUCGAGAUACAGCAGUGGCUGAAUGAGAUUCGAGGCAUUUGGCGUCUGCCAAAGCUAGAGGAGCCGGUCACAUAG
Molecule: messenger RNA, 4611 nt
Organism: Cladophialophora yegresii CBS 114405
Lineage: Eukaryota; Fungi; Ascomycota; Eurotiomycetes; Chaetothyriales; Herpotrichiellaceae
Exons: 2
Coding region: 1-4611 (1536 amino acids)
Molecular function (GO): protein binding
Source: RefSeq, a predicted model, not a curated record